GCCCAAGACAGACACUUUCUCGUCACCGAUCUCAGUAUCAAUCAUCACAGUCAAGAUGAGGCUUCACCAGUAUGACUACAUCUUUGCCAUUGGCACUUUGUUUGCCAUGCUAGAUGCCUACAACAACGGUGCAAACGAUGUCGCCAACUCCUGGGCCACCAGCGUGUCCUCUCGAUCGGUCUCCUACCGACAAGCUAUGGUUCUCGGUACCGUCUUUGAGAUGCUCGGAGCCAUCACCGUCGGCGCCAGAACUGCUGAUACCAUCAAGAACGGUAUCAUCCCCAACUCGGCUUUCAAAGGUGAUGCCGGCGUCCAGAUGCUGGCAUUCACCUGCGCUCUCGCUGCCGCCUCGUCCUGGGUCAUGUGGUGUACUCGUCACUCUGCUCACGUCUCUUCUACCUACUCGCUCAUCUCUGCUGUGGCUGGCGUCGGUGUUGCAACAGUCGGUGCCUCCAAGGUCCAAUGGGGAUGGAACGAUGGAAAGGGCCUCGGUGCUAUUUUUGCUGGUCUAGGCAUGGCUCCCGCCAUCUCUGCUGGGUUUGCCUCUGCCAUCUUCAUGUUAAUUAAACUUGUUGUUCUUAUCCACAAGAAUCCCGUGCCAUGGGCUGUCUGGACCUCCCCAUUCUUCUUCCUCGUUGCUGCCACAAUCUGUACUUUGUCUAUCGUGUACAAGGGAUCCCCGAACCUACACUUGAACAAGAAGCCAGGCUGGUACAUUGCCGCCGUCACCGUGGGUACUGGUGCCGGUGUCUGCCUCUUGUCCGCCAUCUUCUUUCUCCCUUUCCUUCACGCAAAGGUCAUCAAGAAAGAUCCCUCCGUCAAAUGGUGGAUGUUCAUUUAUGGCCCACUGCUCUUCAAGCGCCCUGCCCCUGAGGGAGAGUUCGAAGCCAAAGUCCCCAACUACGCCGUUGUCCAGGAUGACGAUGAUAAGACCGUCGUCGGUUCCCCUGAUAUCGUUGCACAGGAAGCGGAAAAGUUUGACAAGGCAGAUGCAUCAAACACGUCUGCUUCCGAAAGGGACGAAAGACACCUUGUUACUUCUGAAGUGAAACAACUCAGCUACAAGGACCUCGUUGCUCAAAGUCAAGACAAAUUCCACGCCAAACUCAUGCAGAAGCGUGGCCCUCUCGGCUGGGCUAUGCGCACUCUUCGUGACAACCCCAUGGGUCCCGGUCAAAUCUACGAACUCCACAACAUCAAGAUCCUCGCAAAGCGUAUCCCUGCAAUGAUUACCUGCGGUCUUUUGUACGGUCUUCACUAUGAUAUCCACGCCGCCCAGACCGGUGUCGCUGGUACCCCCGACGGUCAACGAAUGCAACGUGUCUACGACCAUGCCAAAAAGUACCCCAACGAAGUCGAACAUACCUAUUCCUUCAUCCAGGUCCUUACCGCUUGUACCGCCUCUUUUGCCCACGGCGCCAACGAUAUUGGCAACUCUGUUGGUCCCUGGGCUGUCAUCUACGCCGCCUGGAAUACUGGUAGCGCUGCUGCUUCAAAGGCUCCUGUGCCCGUUUGGCAGCUCGCUGUCUUGUCUGGUUGUAUCUCAAUUGGUCUGAUCACCUAUGGUUACAAUAUCAUGAAGGUCAUGGGUAACAAAAUCACCUACCACUCCCCCAGCCGAGGCUGCUCCAUGGAAAUGGGUGCCGCCAUCACCGUCCUCGUCUUCUCCCAAUACUCCCUCCCUGUCUCAACCUCUAUGUGCAUCACCGGUGCCACCGUCGGCGUCGGUCUCUGUAACGGUACCAUCAAGGCCGUCAACUGGCAACGAGUCAGCCUGUUGCUUAUUGCUUGGUUUGCUACUAUCCCCAUUGCUGGUACCCUCGGUGGCGUGUUGAUGGGGUUAUUUAUCAAUGCGCCUCAUUUCACUAAAUAG
Molecule: messenger RNA, 1873 nt
Organism: Talaromyces stipitatus ATCC 10500
Lineage: Eukaryota; Fungi; Ascomycota; Eurotiomycetes; Eurotiales; Trichocomaceae
Product: sodium/phosphate symporter, putative
Exons: 3
Coding region: 56-1873 (605 amino acids)
Biological process (GO): phosphate ion transmembrane transport
Cellular component (GO): membrane
Source: RefSeq, a predicted model, not a curated record